CGGGACCGCCGGGUCUCCGAACGUUUCCUCUGGGACAGGACUAGCUUUUUGUGCCCUUAAAAAUGGGACUUCUUUUCCAGAACCUUCCCGUCAGCUGCUGAAUAUGUAAAGUCCCGCCUGCCUGAGGUCCUGAAACAGCAUCUUCAGGACUACGAAAAGGACAAAGAGAACAGCGUGCUCUCCUAUCAGGCCAUCUUGGAGCAGCAGAUCCUGUCCAUCGACCGAGAGAUGCUGGAAAAACUGACCGUCUCCUACGAUGAAGCAGGAACCACGUGUUUGAUCGCGCUCUUGUCAGACAAGGACCUCACCGUGGCCAACGUCGGUGACUCGAGGGGCGUCCUCUGUGACAAGGAUGGCAACGCCAUUCCCCUGUCUCAUGAUCACAAGCCUUAUCAGCUGAAGGAGAGGAAGAGGAUUAAGAGAGCUGGUGGCUUCAUCAGCUUCAACGGCUCCUGGAGGGUCCAGGGCAUCCUGGCCAUGUCCCGGUCCCUGGGGGACUACCCGCUGAAGAACCUCAACGUGGUCAUCCCGGACCCGGACAUCCUGACCUUCGACCUGGACAAGCUGCAGCCCGAGUUCAUGAUCUUGGCUUCGGAUGGCCUGUGGGACGCCUUCAGCAACGAGGAGGCCGUGCGCUUCAUCAAGGAGCGCUUGGACGAGCCCCACUUCGGGGCAAAGAGCAUCGUCUUGCAGUCCUUCUACAGGGGCUGCCCCGACAACAUCACCGUCAUGGUGGUCAAGUUCAGGAACAGCAGCAAAACGGAGGAGCAGUGAGGGGCGGCCGGGCCGGACCGAAGGGCUCCCGGCCCGCGGCUGGACUUGGACGUGGUAGAGAAGUAGCGAAACUCCUGAAGCUGGGCCGGAAGACCCAGGACAGCCCCCUCCCAAGGGCGCGUAAGCCAGGCUGGAGCGCCCGGGGCUGGCCCCGCGUCUUCCCGCCUCCCUCCCAGCCUCCCUGCGCCGGGUUUCUAAGGUGUAUCUAUAAGCUUCCCCCGUUCCUCCGGAGAGGGGCCGCACAGGCCGCCUGUGCGGCCCGCUCUCCACUUUAAGGUUUAUUUUUCAUCCCCUUUAAAUGUCUAAAGGCUGUUGCCUCCCUAGGCCUGCUUUGGGGCCGCUGCACGGCGGGCGGGAAAGCCCACGAGGGAGCGUUCCAAGGGCUGGACGCGGCCAGGGGCUUGGGGAGAGAGCUGAGCCUUGGGAAGUGACCGAGGCCCGGGAGCCCGGGCCAUCACCUGCCUUUGCCUGCUUGCCGGGGACUGCAGGGAAGGGAAGGAGCCCUGGGGGGGCUCGGGCUGGGCAGGGGGAGCUCACCGCGGCCGGAGCAGCCUCUGACGCCUAGGCCCCUUCGGGAAGCCCCGUCCCCCCGCCGGAGUCCAGCCUCCCCCAGCGGCCCCGUGGGCGCGUUGCCUUAGUUCCCCUUGGCCAGAGUGUCCUGGGGAGCCGGGCCCGGCGCUGGAUGCCCGGGGUCCUGCCCGGCAGAGAAGGAGGGGCCUCUGCAGAAGCCGCCACUUGCCGGGGCCUCGGGCCGGCGGGAUGCCCAGCGCCAACGGCUCCUAAGAGAUGGACUCUUUUUUUUAAUCUUAGUGGCUUUGGGGGGCCCGAGGGGAAACGUAGCCAAAAGUGAGUGAGUGCCCCUUCCCCCUCCUCCUCUGCCCCCUGGAUCACGCGGAAUGACCGGCCGGCUCCCAGUGGUCACUUCCCUGAGUGAGGCCUGCAGUGGCCUGGACAUCUGUCCUCCGCUGUGGCCGCCCCUUCCUGCCCGGGCUGUGGGAGCGGCUGGGGAGCGGCCAGGCCCCUGCCUGAGCCAGCGGGCGCAGAGAGCAGGCCGGCCUGUCCUUCCCUAGGGCCUCCCGGGGCCUCCCGGCCAGCUUGCCUCCGCCGCUCCCCAGGUACUUGGAUCCGCGUGCCCGCAGCUCUCUGUCGCCCAGCCCCGAGGCCUUGCUCCUCUGGAGGGGGCUCAGGCUCCUUCCUGCUCCGUUAGGCCCGUUGCCCCCUGAGUUUCAGUGGCGAUGACAGAGGGCUGUUUGCACAGCUCCCAGAGAGACCCGGGACGCUGGCGAGAAUGACAGCUUCCGGAGGGGUCCCCCAGAGGCAAAUGUAGACUUGGUCAGAAGGCUGGAGGUCAGGCCUUGUCUCAGAGAAGGAAGCGGAGGCAGCAGCUUGGAGUUGGGGCAGGAUUUGAACCUUGGGUCUUUGUCCCCAGGUGCACCGGGCAGGUUCCCCCUUUCUGGAGCUCUUGUCCGCAGCGAGCUCCCCAGGAUGCUGGGAGGGAGGGAGGAAGGGCCCUGAGCAGAAGAGGAAGUCUGACAGGAUGCUGAAGGAAGAGAGGCUGGGACCGGCAGAGAGGAAGGGAGAGUGGGGGGCUCUGGUGGACCCCUUCCGCUGCUCCCCCAGAAAGUAACCUGGGCUCCCAUGUGUGUGACUGCUGUGGGGGGGCAUGACCAAGGCCCUUGGGCUCCUGGCAGCAACCCCAUUGCCAAAGCAUUUGCCAUCGGAUGGGAGAGUGAGAAGUCCUCGAGCUUUUCUAGAGCUGGGCCACUGUCUGUGGUCCCCAUUGUGCCAAAUUCAGGUGUGGUUUCCAGUCUGUCCCAGGGGGCUGAGACUGGAGCCCAGGUGAGGAAUCAUGCCAAGCGCUGCCUUCCUGCCGCAUCCCGGGGACAGAGGCUCCAAAGAGGGGCUUUGGGUGCUGGUCUUGUGCCCGCCUGCCUGUCAGAGGGAGAGCUCUCUGACUGAGGCCCUUUGGUGUGACUGCCUGGGAUCCCGGACCAAAGCUGCAUGCGUCCUUUGAGGCUGCUGCUCCCUCUUACUGUUAGGGUGACUGAGGCUGGGGUGGGGCAUGCGGGGCCACUCAGCUGUAAGUUUCAGAGUCUCCAGGCCUCGUAGCCCCAGCCUCUCCAGCAGACAGUCCGCAGUGGCGGGAGCUGGCACGGACGGGACCCAGAGGCACGCUUUGUGCGCUGCGAGGGCCCGUCACCCGGAACCUCUCUAGAACCCUUUCUCUUAGGUACGGCUCCAGCCCAUUCUACCUAGACCUUGUUUAAUGCCCUGGGAGUGUAAGUGGCAGCAGUCUGGUGUGUGUGCACCUCCCUACACUCAGCCCCAGAAGGACCCACAUAGGGACCCCCAUUACUCCCCUUGAGUACGUAGAGAUAGGGCAGACCAUUCUGGGGUUCUUGCCAUAAAUGAAAGACACCCACAAAUAAUGUCGGUUUUUUCUUUGCCUCCCCCGGUAUUUGUGCAAAGGGGAAAUAGUCCCUCCCGUAGCUGGAGAACUUAGUAGAACUUGAUCAUGUAGAGAACAAAACAAGGUCAUCCAUAAAGCAGGAUAGAUCCAGAGCCCAAAGAGAUCUUGCUGUUCCCCUGGUCCACUCCCCUCAGGUCCAGACACCGAUGCUGAGUGAUGAUGGAACCUUCUGGUGCAGGGGGGACAACAAAGCAGGGCCUGCCCUCAGGAAGCUGACAGGAGAAACAGGAUAAAUACAGCGACGACAAGCGUGGCUUGGGUUCGGGCCCAGGCCGUCGGUCCAGCCUCUCACCACUCUGCCUUCUUGGCUGACAUGCACAGGAAAGCCUUCCCUUCCUUGUCCUGUUACAUGUCGGUAUGUAUGUGUAACAUGGAACUACACACGCUCAUACACGUACAUAUGUGUGACACACAUUUUUAAAGCAGUUUUUUUCUAGGGCUUCCCAGCGCCCCUAGAAUCAUGCUAGGGGAGCAGCGUUGUAUGGAGAGAAUAGAACAGCUCUUGUUUUAUUCCAAGAUAGGACCGCAAAGUGCCCAUCAGCAUGCCAAGGAAAUAGUGAACUUUAGAGGGUAUAGGAUAAAAGAUAGGCUCAACCUGUUCUGUGUUUUGGUCAUCUGGAGAAAUUUAGGGACCCUUCCUCAGCAUCAUGUUUUUACACACUUUAUAUAAAAUACAUGGGAUUACUAAGGAAAUGAGUGAUAAAUAGCUAACAAAAUAAUUUGCUUUUUAGCAAAAGCACUCUCUUCCUAUGUGGAUUUGCUGUUUUACGAUGGCAUUUUUUUUCCUGACUCAUCCAAGAAAAGGAAGCUCUAAAUUUGCCUGUUUAGUUAUUGAGUAUCCUUUAUGAAGCUGAUCUCCAUGUUGGGUAGUUACCACUUACAUAAAUAUAGGAUGUAACAUCAUCCUUAAUCCUUGAAAGGAUUUGGAUGGUUUCUAGACCACAUGCUUGGUUUUUUGGUCUGUCUCAGCUCAGAGCUAUGAUUUCGCCAGUUUAAGGAACUCCCGCCACCACUGUACAGCAGCACUUUCCGUUAUUUAUGGGCUUCGAGUCGCGUAGAGUGUUGAGAAGUUGGAAGACUUGCUCAGCAGGACAGAGCCGGUUUGUAUCAGAGAUAGGACUUUGAACUUGAUCCCUGCCAAAUAUCUACUUUAGGAAGUUGCCGCCUUAAAAUCAAAACAAAUAAAACCAUGGAAUAACAGUAACAUUUUCCCCAAUCCUGGAAAGGCUAUGUCUUUUCCAGAGAAAUUGCAAGGUUUUUAGUGUUAUUGGUGGUGCUUUUAGCAAGCUCUCGUAUCCAUCGGUUACCUGAGUCGAUUUCCAGAGCUCUCCAUUGUAUGGUGAUGGCUUUGGAUCUGAUCCAUUCUGGGAAUCCUUCCCUUGAUUAGCCAGGUAUCCAUGAAUAAUUGGAAGUAAGUGAAAUGGGGAAAUCCUGGAACUGUGUAUUUAAAUGGAACGUGCCUAUUUCUGAAGAUGUAAGAUUUUAUUAUAGGUUCGCAUCUCUAUAGAUAGUCAAUCCUCAUCCCCCUACCUCCCCACACUCUAACAGCUCCCCAUAUGUUCAGCAAGGAAGGCAUCCUCUGUACCGUCGGCUUUCUAAAUCCAAGUCAGGCACUGAAAGGAGAAUGUGGAUCUGUCUCUUCCUACUUGACCUUAAGGGACUUCGUGACUUCAUGACUUUUUUAGAACCUUGUUCAGAAAUUCCUUGCAGGAGGGAGCAGCCGGCUCGGGGUGUUUCAAGCUUGGUUUCCUUGGCCAGAUUCUCUCCGGCCCCCCUCCUGCCACGGACACGUGGCCGUUCUCUCAUCACUGAGUCUCGUCACCUUCGCAAACAGAUUCUCCUUAUGGUUUGGAGAUUUUUUUAGGAUCCGAUGCUAACACUUGCCUUGAAUAUGAACAGCUCCUAGAUUUAGAAGCAGCCUUUUUCUAGGGCUUCGUGCCCCUAGAAGAGUGUUGUGUGAAGAAGGGAACAGAGCGGCUCUGUUGUUUUAUUCCAAGACAAGGCUACAAAGCUGAAUUGAAGUGGCGAUGUGCCUGUCCGUGGGCCAAGGAAGCAGUCAUGGAGGACUUUAGAGGUAUAGGAUAAAAAACAGGCUUACUGUGUUUUGUGUUAUGGACCUCUCAGAUAUCUGGAGAGACUUAGGGAACCCUGCUCAGAAUCAUGUUUUUACACACUUUAUAUAAAACAAGGGGUUACAAAGAAAACUAGUGACAAAUAGUAAAAAAACAUUCUCACAGAUUCCAGGUGAAACAGGUGUGACGGGAAGGGCGCCUUGAUGGAUGCCCUCAUCCCCAGGGUCCAGGUCAGGGUCAUCCUGCCAUGUUCCCCGCCCGAUUCUUGUCGGUACCUGCCUAAUGGGCCUCCUUCCAGAUCUCUGGCUGUCUCCUGGGUGCUGUCUGUCAGUCAUCCCUCUCUUUUAUUGCAUGACUUCUUUCCAAUCAUGCUUCUGUCUGGCAACACCUUUCCUUAUGAAAGCUCAAACGUGGUUAAACUUUGAAAAAGAAGGUACAACAUACUGUUGUCUCACACACCAGGUACUCGGUGCUCCACCAGAUCCAAUAAAAGAAUUGGACUCAAGACAGAUGACAUUGUGGGCUCAUGGAUGGGCGGAGGAAAAGCACGGUCCCCUGUUCUUGUUUCCCAAGGUAGGGGACACAAAGUUAAGCAUAUCGUUUGUAUCUUAAAGAUCUGGCUAAUCCUUGUCUAACUAACACCAUAUUAUUUGCUUGCAUUAUUACCGAUCUGGAUGACCUCUCGAGCCUCUUUGAGCUGUAAAGAAUCCCAAGAUGCCAUUUUUAGUCUUUCUCGUUUCACUUUGGGCCCCACUCAAUGGCAUAUGUUUAAUACUAAUGAAUGAUUUCUAAUCCAAUUCUUGAGCAUCCAUUAUCCAUUAUCCAUAUCCAUAGCAUACAGAAUGGAUCUAGGUCAUGUGGAAUUGAAGUGGAUUUAAACAGCAGUUCUUGUAAAGAAGUUUUCCCAUGGACUUGACCUCCUGAUGAUUUUGAGGCAAAAGCUGGACUAACAAAGUAUUACUAACAGAAAAGGCAGAAAGGAAAUGUCCUUUUUGGUCCACAUGAAUAUUGUGGAUGUUGUUGCCCUUGGCACAAAAUGGGACAGUCUCUCAGUAUACAUGGAAGCACUCUCAUAAAGGAGCAUCUUGGAGACUAAGCGUCCCUGCCGUGCUCAUGCACAGCCUUAGAAGGAGAUAGGGUGGGUGGGCACAGUGGCAGAGCCUCUUCGGCUCCUCUCUGCCAUGACCCACUCACCUGGCCUCCCUUCCCUCCAGGGGAAAAAUCCCUUGUGGAAAGCCAACGUAGGAUCACAGAUUUAGAGCAGGAAACGGACUGUGGGGCCAGCUGGUCCAACCCCGGAUGUGAAAAAUAGGCUCCGGGAGGUUGUGUUUGAGCCAAGUUCACACAGCCAGGUAGUGACAUAGGAGGGUCCAAGUGUUCCAGAACUGUGGCAUGGUCUACACAAGUACACUGCUUCCCCCGCUAUAAAAAGGAAUAUUUAGGGAGACCCAUCCCCCCUUCUCAGCAGACGUUUUCUAAUGAAAAGAUGGCCAGACGAUGAGGGAUGGAAACAGCUCUGCAGGAUUCAUUUUUCCUUGGUUCCCAGGUGGCUACAAAACAUACAAGUAAGAUGAGGAGCAGAAAUGGUAUUUAUCAUCAUGUGUUUCUGGCUUUUUCAUCGGUCAGUCGUAUACAAACAGUAAGAACACCACUUCUGAUGACCAGCUCCUAAUGAUACCGGAUUUGCCUUGUUAUUCAAGCUGAAAACUUGGCUCGUUGCAGUCUUAGAUAGUAGGGCAUGGUCUAUCCUGACCAAGCACAGGAGCCACCAAUGGUUUUGUUUUCUGUGUCAAAAUAAAACUAAACGUUCCAAACCACCCCCAACCCAUUGCUACAAGGGGUGGGCCCCAGAGAGGAAGGGGCUUUGGGGAAUUGCACAAACUGCUUCACCUAUAGGAAUUAAGAUGGAAGCUUUCCCUUGUUUGGAACAGAUAUACUUACCAGGAGAGGUUUGGAUUUGUUGGUUUUAAGCUGGUCAUAAAGGGAGUCAAAAGAAAUAUCGUCCACUGGCUUUCAAGGAAAAUGUGACGUGUGGUGAGGCACAUUUGCCAAAUUCUCUACUUUAGUUUAUUUGGAUGACGAAUCAUAGGAACAUAGAUUUGAAGGGGAAAUGGGCCAGUCUAGUCAGGGCCAGGAAUCCAGGUUCAUCCCCAAGUCCUUGUAAUCUAAGGCUCUUUCUGCUGUUCUCCAAAGCUUUGCCUUGCUUCCUCUCAUUAUGCUUCAUUCCCAAGACAUAUUUUAAAGACAGAAACAAGGGUUGCCAUUUGUGAGAGACUUCGGUUUUCUUGAUUUUUUAAGAUUGCAAGUGUGGUGUAGUAGGACUGAAUCCAGAAUUCUGGCUUUGCCAUUGGCUGGCUGACCUUCAGUAAGGCACUUCUGGGCCUAGUUUCCUCAUCUGCAAAAUGUCAGGGUUAAAUCAGAUGAUCUUAAAGGUUUACAGCAAGUUUGUGAUUGUGUAUUUUCUGGACUUCCCCAAGUAUCCAUCAUUUUACAACCUGCGAGCGUCAGAGACGGGCUAGUGUCAGGAAGACCUGGGGGAAGCCUUGCUCUGACACGCAUGGUCACACUAUGAGCAAAUCACUCGGCCUCUGAGGGCCCUCCAAGAACUAAGACUAUGAAUGGCAGAGAAUUACGGGUCUGCAUUGGUGGAGGAAAUCUCCUCCCUGGGAAUUCCCUAUACUAUUGAAAUCAUAGGACUGGUCCAAAAGACUAAAAUAAAAUGGCAACAGAAAUGAAUUGGUAGUAAUAGGAAAAUAUGAAAUAUGCCCAGAUGGGCAACCUGCCCUUUGCAUCUUGACAAGGAGACCAUUGCUUUCUUUGACAAGGACAUUUCAGUUUCAAUGUACGAAUGGCUGAGAAAAGAGUUUUAGAAUAGGAUCUGGCAUACCAUUGGCACUUAAUAAAUGCUUUAAUUGAACUGAAUUUUUUCAUCUUUAUGCACCAUGGAUUAGGGCCUGUCAUUAGUCAAGUAUGAAUAUCAUGUGGAAGAAUGCAUCUUCAAGCUGUACAAGGGAUAAUAAAGGAAGAUGAUGACCAUAGAGGGAUUCCCUGCCUUAUGAUUGGUUGGCAUUUAAGUCCAGGAUAAUCCUUUGCUCAUCUCCGAUCUUCCUCUGUAAUCUGUGACCUCUUUCCAGUUUUGCAUCCUAGGAGAACAAUUAAAUAAUACCUGUCUUUCCUUUGGAAACCAUUCAGAUCUUCCUCCCGACCUUCCUGUAUCAGAUCCACAGUCACUGAGCUUCCUUAUCUGCCUCCUAGUAGACUCAUACAUUCACUGGUCUACACAUGGUCACGUGGCCAGUUCACCAACAAGGGUCCCCAAAGCAUUUUCAGGAAAGUAACAGAAAAGCUUUGGAGCUGGAAGUUUGGGGCUUGGAUCCCAGCAGUCACUGAAAUGCUUUUCUUCAUCUGUGAAGUGAACAACUUGACACAGAACUUCCAAGGUCCCUUCUGUUCAGUAGGGUCUUUGAGGGCAGGGACUCUUGCAGGUUCUUUUAUCUCUGUCUCCCCAUGCUAUUACAGGCUGGCACGCAGCCAGCCCUUCAGUGCUUUUUGAAUUACCAGACAUAUAUUACCCAAUCCUUUCCCCAAUCUAUUCAUAGUGCCAACAUCUGGAGUUGAAAAUCAUUUUCAUCAGGCCCAGGAAUUCUUUGUCAUUAUCACUAAAUCAGAGUAAAUUUAAAGAAAAUGAAAAUCUUUUCUGGUUUGAUGGAGCCCAAUUUUAGAAGAAAUUAGAACAGAAAUCAUACAUCCUUAGGCAGUAGAAGCAAUCUCAAAAAGUUCUAAUAUCUUCAAGGGGCCAAUUUUCUAAUACCCAGUAGAUGAAAUUUCAGAAUCAAGAAGGGUCCUUGGCAUUUUCCGUUUAUAAGAAUGAGAAUGGCUUGUUAUUAUUAUUAUUAAUCCUAUUUUGGCCUUUGAACUUUAAACGCUCGACUCUAGACUUUGUCACAAUUCAGCCUUUUCAGAGCCACCAGCCUUUGUUUGGGGUAGAAGUGGCACAAGUCUGGCUGAGACUUUCCCACGAAGGCUCUGGCGUGGUGGACAGUGUGUCGAAAGCCAAGUUGGCCGGGAGAACAACAACAAAACCCUGGGGCAACCCCAUUACUCUUGUUACUUGUCAGAGGAUUUUAUAAUGAUAUUCUACAUUUGUCUCUGAGAGACAAUCCAAAAAAGCAAAACCGCCAUGUCAAUACGCCAUCACGUUCACCGUAGCCCUUUGUAGAGUGGAUGGUGCGCUCGGUCCCACCCCGGUAGGGAGCUCUGGCCCUCUCUUCCCCAUGUGUAUUCCAGUUAGAUGUAGCAGUGUCCCUCCUAAUCCCUGUGUUUGUGCAAUUUCAGAUGCUGUAUUAUUGUAUCCAAAACAAUGGACUACUGAAAUUUCAGCCUCCGUGAUAUGAUUCCAAUGAAAAUAAACCCAUUAAAAUUACCUGACUUUACAUAUGGACUCCCCUGUAUUUGUUGUUGUUGUUAUUGUGGAGAUAAAACUACAGGGUUGUGAGAAUUAUUUGGGAGCAAGAAAAUGCAUUAGAUUUAAGGACAUCCAAAAGACCCUUACAACUUUUUGAUACCUUAAAUAAAAUUGAAUAGGAUGACCAGCAUUUGCUUUAAAAAUCCCUUGUUUUAUACAAUUUGUCAUUGAGUCCACAAGAUUCUGAGACAUGUUCUUUAAUUAUCUACAUAAAACUGUACAAUCCAGAUGUUAAAUAUAUUUUUGAGAAAGUCCAUUUUUCCAACUCUAGAAUUGGUUAUAGUACACAUACAUAUAGCCUUCAGUGAAAUUCAAAUCAGGUAAGUUCUUGGGCCUUGCAAUCUGUUUAUUUCUAUCACUUAAAAAGCUUAACUUCUCAUGACAUGUGGUAUUGCAUAAUCACUGUAAUAGUCCAUCUCCAUUUGGGAAUUUCCUACAGUUUUAGGACAAUCUAGCAGAAUUUAAAUUUACUCAACAAAGAAGUCUUCCAAGAUCAGUGGAAGUUAAAAUGAUUUUUUUUUUGGGUGGGAGAUACAUGUUUUACCGUAUGAUACAAAAAACGAAUCUUAUAGACUUCUUCUGACAAGAUUUUGAGUAUAUUUUUGAAUUUUAAAAUGAUCUUUAUCAGUACAAUUACUUAAAAAAAUUUUUUUAGUACUCCAGUCUUUCACUUGUCUUGCCCUUUUUUUCCUAUUCUAUGCUUCAGGGAAAUCAUUAGCAACCCCUCUAGCUGGCCCCUCCUUCUGAAGGUCUCUGCUUGUUUUUUGAGGAUUAAUUAGGCUGUUCUAAAGCACUAUUUGAUGGUUCUUGGUAUUGAUUUUUUUUUUAAUUGCACUUACCUUUGCUUUUCAGAAUGAUUGAUUUUGUUUCAUUGUGGCUUGAAUAACGCUUGAGACUAUUGAGUGUAGCACGCCAACAGCCCCUGCAAUAUCUCUCCUGGUCGCUGGAGUGUGCUUUUUAAGAUCUACAGCUUUUGUACAUUGUCUAGGAAUAAGAGCCAUUCUUAAAAACCAUAUAAUUAAAAACGCAAUAAAAGACAGCAAUGGAAUAUCUACAGCCUAAAAUCCUGCACUCAGCUGACAAAAAACUAAUUUACAGUGGCAAAGGUAAAUGACUCCACUUUCCUCAGAUCAUGUUUUGGCGUCAUCUAUCUGGGUAGAUAAUAUUCAGUCAAUCAAAGACUUCCAGAGCAUCCACUAGGCAUUUGAGAGAGAGAAAGAGAGAGAGAGAGAGAGAGAGA
Sarcophilus harrisii (Tasmanian devil) is the source of this 11021-nucleotide messenger RNA. It is a transcript of the gene PPM1L, whose product is annotated as protein phosphatase, Mg2+/Mn2+ dependent 1L. The transcript is spliced from 4 exons. Gene Ontology annotation, molecular function: protein serine/threonine phosphatase activity. Bases 229 to 774 code for a protein of 181 amino acids. The record is from RefSeq and is a predicted model, not a curated record. Lineage: Eukaryota; Metazoa; Chordata; Mammalia; Dasyuromorphia; Dasyuridae. Gene Ontology annotation, cellular component: cytosol; nucleus. Gene Ontology annotation, biological process: protein dephosphorylation; positive regulation of canonical Wnt signaling pathway; positive regulation of canonical NF-kappaB signal transduction.